Molecule: messenger RNA, 5388 nt
Organism: Colletotrichum orchidophilum
Lineage: Eukaryota; Fungi; Ascomycota; Sordariomycetes; Glomerellales; Glomerellaceae
Exons: 3
Coding region: 1-5388 (1795 amino acids)
Source: RefSeq, a predicted model, not a curated record
AUGGGUGUUGACUCGAACAAGCCUCCUCCACUCCCUGCCCCGACCGAGACCGACUCCAUCACCCCCACCGAGCUGGCGACCAAUGUGUCCAGGCCAAACGACGAAGCUUCCCAUUACUCUCUGCCCGACGACGGCACUCCCGUCACCAUCAAGACCCGCGGUCACAGUGCCAACCGUUCCCAAACGUCGCUCCUGAUUGAGUAUUUCGAGGGUGGCAAGCCCGGCCCUGAGGGAACGGUCGAACGCAAGCCCAGUGUCCGCGUGCGCCUGACCCCGUCCAAGAAGCACCGCGGCGACCACAUCCAGAUCACCGAGACCAAGAGCAACACCCGCAAGACCUCGCUCACCCGCCGUGUGCCUCUGCCGUCCACCACAGCAGCCUCCUCGCAUCUCGACGUUGAAGCUCUCGAGGGCGAGGACGCCGACAGCAUGCGGUCCUACGCCUCCGCAACGGAGGAGUCCAAUGUGUCGAGGAACCCAAUCGACAUUGAAAUUGACCGCGGCGGACGGCGUCGUCGGCCGGCGAGUCCUCUGAUUCCCGAUGCCGAUGCUCAGUCCUCUUACCUCGCUCCCAACAUGUCCGACAUAUCGGCAAUUCCCCAAGACAGCUUUCUCGACGGCUCUGGAUCCACUGUAUUAACAAAGAAUUCCGAAAGGCGCAGUAAGAGCACGUCGCGGGGUACUGAGUUGGCGGCCGGUGUCACUGGCGCAUUGGCUGGCGCCGCGAUAGCUGAUCAUGCAAAGAGCAGUAGGAGCAAAAGACACAGCGGCGAAAGAAAAGUAUCAGGUGAAAGAUCCUCAAGAGACAAAGAUCGCAAGCACCGUUCGAGCAAGAGUCGGACAAGUAGUAUCAGCGAGAAGCAAUCGGAAGGAACGCGAUCACCCCGGCGACGCUCAAGUCGGGGCCAUGUUGAUUCUGUUUUGUCUGGAGCAGAUUCCAGUCUUUUAUCAUCCAGCAUUUCUCCCAGCCACCGCUCCUAUGACCAAAGCUCGGUUCGUUCUGGGGCUUCCAAGUCUUCCAUCAAUAACCCAAAAUUACUAGAAACCGUCGAGGAUGCCAUUCGUCGACUUAUCCUGCCGGAAUUGAGCGCAUUGAAGAGAGAACAGAGUAAGCGCGAAAGCCGCCGCAGCUCCCUCACAUCAACCGGAACGGGGACGUCCUUAUCUCGAGAAGAUCUGGGGGUAGACCGACGCAAGUCCGCCGAUAAGCGCAGCGACGCCGGUCGCGACAGCCGGCAUCGGGAUCGCAGAGACCGGGAGGCUCGCCACGACUAUGUUGACUCUCCGCGAAGCGUCGCCGGCGAAUCAGUCGAAGAAUCUUCCAUCGUCUCCGUCGACGACACACCGCGGCGAAGCGAUGGCGCACUCAAGGCUGCUGUUGGAGGUGCAGCAGCAGCUGGGCUUGCUGCUGCUGCCAUGAACGCAGCAUCGCCGUCUUCGGAAGAUAGAAGGCAGCGUAGACGCCGGCGUGCUGAUGGCUCGGCUCGAAGCAGAAGCGUAGGCCGUGAGAAGUACGACGAGGAGUUCCACGAGGAAGAGGUCCCAACCCCGCCAAUGCCGUUGAUGAGCGAGGUCAACCCCUCCGAAAUGACCCGGACCUCGAUUCUUUCGGCCGACACCGAUCGGCCUCAUUCCGCCAUGGAAGAGAGAGCCUCCGUUCAUGAGGUUGCCCGGGGCAACGCCUCAGUCGACUCCUCACCUACGCCAACUCAAGCAGCACCAAUCACCAAUUUGCAACAGACCUUGGGCACGAAGCACGCCAACAUUUCUCACGGCGACUUGAGAGAACUCUCUCGCUCACGAACGGGAGAUUUCUUGGAGCAGAGCGAGGUAGAGGAGUUCAGCCAAAGUCCUUCUUCGCAAGUUCACGAAGAAUAUGACGAUUACGACGAUCGAAGCCGCGUUACGGGGAGUGAAGGCGAUUACGCUGAAUCUGGCCAUGAGUAUGACUACUACAACACCCAGGAUGUGCCGCCUCCGCUGAAAUAUGUCCCGUACCAACCUGAGAGGAGGGGGCUGAGCCCAAUUUACAGCGUGUCCGGCUACACUGAGGCUGGUAGCGAGACGGCUGCGCAGCGUGACUCUAGGAUGUCGCAUGGGACCGCUUCGCCAACCAGGUCCCAAGCGUCUCACACUGAUUUGAGAGCCUUCUCGCCAGCUUCGGCGCCAAGCAAUGUGCUGAGCCGGGGCUUCGACGAGCAGUCUGUGGAUGACCGCAGCGUCAGAAGCGGGCAAGACUACCGCAACAGUCAAUACACCGAGGGCAGUGAGAUCGGAACUUCUACUGGUCAGGCUGUUCGUGGUAUCGCUGCGAAUCCCAACAUCAUUCAUGUGCCCAACGGUGUCGAGUCCAACGUAGCCUCCCUCAUCGACGGCUCUAUGCUUGGGUCUCAACUCACAACAGGCUCCGGAUACGACUACAGAGACUCUCAAGCAUCGUACGGCAAUGAGUCCAAUGUUUCGUACGGACCAGAAUCCUAUGUGUCGUACGCUAAAGACUCAAAUGUCUCCUACGAUGACCAAUCCAAUCUUCAGCCCCGUUCGCGGGAUGUCAGUCCGGAAAAGCGCUCCGUAGCCGACCAGCGCGAGUUCUUUGAGCAACGCGAGCGCGAGAGUAGCCGCACGCCUACAUCAAGCCGCCAGAGCCACCGAUCAAGAGAUUUUGCUGGAGAGUACGACCUUGACGAGUAUGGCAGAAAGGUUGCUCCUGCUAGGUACAGGAACUCCCCUUCUACGUCUACGCGGCACUCUCCCACUGCCUCCGAAAAAGCGAUUGCCGCAGGAGCUGUUGGCGCGGCUGCUGCUGCGCUCAAGGCCGCCAAGGACAAGACGAAGCAGCCGACCGUGGAGGAGGUCGACGAGGAGCAUGCUGAAGAGUGGGUCCCUGAAGGUGUCACCAGAAACAAGUCCUUCAAACAGCGAGCGAUGGAAGGCCGCGAGCCUGCAAACACCCCGACGCAUAGUAUUGACCGUCUUGACCUUGAGGAUAAGCCCAAGAUGGGUGCUAGUGCCAUGCCCACCUUUGACGACCCGAUGCCCGAGGUCGGAUACGUGGACGACGAUGAUGCCUUGACAAACCCGUCGCUGGUCCGCGAGCCGCUUGGUGGCAGCGACCACAACGAUGGGGACCACUGGCCGGGCGACAUCACCCCCCGCCAAGGUACACCUCGCCAAAGCGACUUCGACAAUUCCUACGAGGAAUACAACUCGGAAAAGCACAGCCCACGCGGCCACGGUAAUCUGGGGAUGGCCGCUGCCGAUGCCGCUAUGGGAGCUGCCGCCGGCGCAGCCACGGCUCACCACCGACAAGCCAGUGGAGAGCACGAGGACGAGUGGCGACGCACGUCGGCUGAGCGAAAGCGGGACACUGUCAUCACGAACCCCUAUGAUGGCGCGAGCCCCGUUGAUCACCCCGACCUGCUCGGUGGCAGAGGAUUCGAAGACUAUGCUGCCACGUACCACGCUGACAGUCCGGCUGGACACAAGAAUUUGGACGAGGGCUACAUCUCACAAGGUCCCAUUCAUUCGCCAAACAUGCAGCCUACCAGUAAGGCCAUGAUGCCCUUUGGCGAUAUGACUCCCGAAGAUCCCUUCUUCGUGCCUCAGCACUCACGGCAUAUGAGUGGUCUAUCCCAGGGCAUGAACUCGCCUCUGUAUGAUGCAGCCACUGGUAACGCCAUUGACAGAAUUGAAUCCAAGGAUAUCAUUGCUUUGAUGCAACAUCUCAUGGUCCGCGAUGCUCAAAGGAGCGCUCGUGACACGGAGAUCCUAGUCACGCUCGUCCGCUCUGCGGCUGAAAUGCGCAACUCCUUUGAUGACCUCAAGAAACUUCUUGCCAACACCGAGGACGUCAUCAUCAAAGAGGUCCAGGAGAACACUGACGAAACGGUCAAGAACGCCGUCAGCAGCUCCCGUGCCUAUCCUGGCAGUCUUCCGCGCUCCAUCAAAGGCUACAGCGCUGCGUCCCAGAACAGCACCCUCGACGAGACUGCCAAGAAGAGUAAUUUCUUCCGCAAGGCGCUCAAGGGUCUCAGCAACAAGGGCGCCAACGAUCUAAGCAGGAUUGAGGACAUGCUCAUGCAGCUGCUGGGUGAGGUCGACGCACUCAAGGCGCAGACUAUGAGACCCGGCAUGGUCAGCGGCCGGCCAUCUUACGAGAACCUCACCCCAGAGAUGCAGUACGAGCAAGAUCGGGGCUAUGAGCCCGAAGGCCAGGCUGGCACCUCCACUACUAGCCAGGGUAGUCACUCAGCGAUGUCGUCAUUUGCCCAAUCCCGAGGCCCAUCCAAGUUGGCGUACGAACUCAACCGCAUCAGCACCGUCCACGAAGACAAUGAGGAAGACUACAACUCCCAACACAACUACGCCGAUCAAAAGGGGGUGCUGACGCCCAACCAGGAAUUCCAGCGUGGCGGUUCCGUGCCCUUGGGCACACCUCCUCAACCCAUUACUGCUCAGAACGCAUCGUUGAGCAAUGACAAUACUCCCAAGACGGAUAAAGGCAAGAAGCACAAGAGAGGAUCUUCGAGCUGGUUUCCCAAGAUCUCUCGAUGGUCUGAAUCGACGGCCACAAGCGUGAGCAAAGCCUUCCGCGGCAGCGGCUCUAGCAAGAAGGAACAUGACGACGAGUUCCUGCAACACCCUCCGUCCCGAUCUGGAUCCGAUCUCCGAUAUGAUGACCCAUACCAGAACGACUUCGGCAGCGACCAGCUGCACUCUGGUUUCUCACAGCAGGAUCUCGCAGCUCCUCAACCCCCGCACCUAGAGCCUCCUGCCACCUACAUGACCCCAGAGGACCCCAAGUACAAGGCGCACCGCAACUCGGUCAACCUUCAACACCCCCAGCCUCGUCAAGGACAGACUGAGAGGUUCAAGGCUGCCCUCGAAAGCCAAGCAUACGAGUACGACACGCCAAUGUCUCCCAGAUCUGCAGACUGGGCCGGCUCGGCCACUAGCUUGCACCGGUUCCCCCAAAACGCCAAUCGCUACAGCAAUGGCUCCCCGGCGACGGGCGGUGACUACUACAACUCUUCCCCCGCUGGCCCACCCAGGCCGCCUAAAGAGCCCAUGGAUGAGAUGACCCAUACGCCUGCCAAGAAGCGCAUCUCCAACUUGGCCUUGAAGACCAGUCCACUCCCUUAUAACAGUGUCGAGAGUGGCUAUGGCACCGGCCCUGGCACCCACGCCGCCAGUACGAGUAAUUACACCGGGAGCCCAAAGCCGGAGAACCGUAACCUUAGCGGUGCCCGCGGCAUGCCUGCUCGUCGACCCUCUGGGCCACGGGCUAUGACCCCCAAGAGUGCGGAGGAAGAAGCCGCCAGGGAAGAGCGACGUCGCAAGAGAGACACCUUCGGCACUGUCGCUAGCAAUGAGACCGACACUUUUUAG